AUGAAUCCCCUUCUUCAGAAGAACAAGAUUGACGUCAAGUCGCUCUCCCCGGAGGAGCAGCGCCUCUUCCGACUGUACGGCAAGCUCCCCUCGCGGUCCGACCACUUCGCCAAGCACCUCAAGGAGCGCAAGUACUUUGACUCGGGCGACUACGCCAUGUCCAAGGCCGGCAAGGGCGACAGCGUCGACGCCGGCGCCGUCGGCUCCGAGCACCCCGUCCCCGAAAACAUCCCCCACCUCUCGUCGCCCGUCAGCACCGGCACCAACGGCGGCGCUAGCGCCAUCCCCAAGCACCUCGGCAUCGGCGGCGCCAGCGCUCCCCCCGGCACCGCCGCCGCCGCCGGCAUCAGCACCGUCGGGAGCUUCCACGCCGGCAGCCCCGUCAAGGAGAGCAGCUUCCUCCACCGCGAGACGUCGGCGAACGAGACCGAGGACGCCGAGCAGACACCCGCCGCACAGGACAAGACGGCGGAGGCCGUCGCGGCUGGGGGUGCUGGCAUCCCCAUCCGCAGAUAG
This is a messenger RNA of Cordyceps fumosorosea ARSEF 2679, 516 nucleotides long. Its product is annotated as Endosulphine. The transcript is spliced from 2 exons. The record is from RefSeq and is a predicted model, not a curated record. Gene Ontology annotation, molecular function: protein phosphatase inhibitor activity. Bases 1 to 516 code for a protein of 171 amino acids. Gene Ontology annotation, cellular component: cytoplasm. NCBI's taxonomy places the organism in Eukaryota, Fungi, Ascomycota, Sordariomycetes, Hypocreales, Cordycipitaceae.